AUGCCCAGCCAGAGCCCUCUGGUUGACCUCAAACCUUGCGUGAACCGAUUGAAUGUGACGGUGAAUACACUUAGCGGAUUAACAAAACUAGACAGAUUUUUAAAUGAACAGUUACGGUUGUUGUACCACCAACUACAAAAGCUGGACACCUGUAUUAGCGACAUAUUGAGUAAUUCUGAGUUAACUGAUGAUUUGACGCAAUGGGAUGUAUCAUUGCCAAGACAGAUUCUGCAGCAAUUGGUCGAUGACCUGAAAAAGGUUGACCCAACACUCUCUCACGUAUUAGAUAUACUGGAACUGGAGCAGAACACGGCUAACUCAGAUAUCACCUUAAGUGAGACUGUUGAUUUAAUUGAGGAAUGCACCACGAUGGCCCAUAGGAACCUGGAUUCAAACCUAAAGGAAUUGAAGAUUGUGUCAGGCGUGUUUUUAGAGUUUACUGAAAUUGUGAAUGAUAAUAUGACCACCUUACAGAAAAUACUUGACGAGAACAUUGAGCAACUGUUUGAGAUACAGGAGAAACGGUUUGAAUCCCCAGUGAGACAUAUCCCAAGUUUUACUCUGGAUCAAUUAUUGAGUUUGUUGACAAGAAAUGUUUCAACAGGCAAACAUGACGGCAUAAGCGUUAAUGGCAAUGGCUUAAUACGUUCGAAAAAACCGAUUACUAACGAUACAACCACUCGGCUACCAAAGUUUUCACUCGCUGAAGAAAGGUUGGUGAACGGAUUUAUGGCCAUUCAAAAGAAUUUGAAACCAAUACAGAAAUCGCUUCUCGAUGUCCUACCGGAACGCUCAAAGAUGUUUUCGGCGAGACACAAGCCGGUCUUUGAAAAAAUUGGUGUCCUUGAUACAUUUUUAUCAAUAAAGUACAAACGAAUGAUGAAAGAUUUCAAGUUUUUGGAGAGAGAGGUGUACAGAUUGAAAGUGGAGAUUAUUGACAAGCGUUGGAAUAUUCUGUUUACGAAUUUAAAUCAUGAAUUACAAGCCUUACUUUCAGAGAUGAAUGAGGUUUACAAACAAUGUCUGGCUCUGCAAGAGGAGGACACUAAUGACAAAAAAUUAAGGAAGAGGUUUGAAUGGCAGCUAGAGAGAAAUACAACAGUUGUCACCAGAACCUUCAACGUCAUAUACACCGCAUCUGAAUUUUCCUUACUAUCACCUGAGGUGGCCAAAAGAACCAAUGAAUUAGCACAAUGGUGGAUCGACCUCCGACCGAAGACCGAUGAGCUGUUGACAUCCUUGGAGAGUACAGAAAAUAUGAGAGAAAUGGAAACCGAAGGUGAAACAUUAUUGGAACCUCCUCCAAUACUGUUUUCGAAGAAUUCUCGAGAUACCCUACCCCAUUCAGAUAGUGAAAGCGAUGCUGGAAAUAAGACUAUCGAGGCAAUCGCUGGUGACCUCCGAAAAUUUUCUUUAGGGUCAGGAGCGAACAGAACAUCAUCUGGAGAACAGAUUGAUGGCAGUGAAGUAAAUAGCGGUGGACCAAAGAUUGGUGCAACUCUCUUAAGGAAGGUAAGUGUUAAGCCCUUGGACCAAGAUGGUAUUGAUGGUGAUGACGAAGAAAAUCCUUUCUUCCACGUAGAAGCAAAAGCCGAUCAACCGCAAAACACCAAGAAAAACAGAAGAGCCAGACGUAGCUUAAUUUUCAGUCCAAUUCCCAAACUUCCAUUUUAUGGAAAUUCACCCAUUAGCCAAAAACAGAUGUCUCCUAAGGUUGAGCUGACACAAAAGCCUACAUCACCACCGAAUUACAAUUUGUCAUCCUACUUGGCUAAUGAACGGGAUAACUCCCAAGUGGGUGGUUCAUUAAAGAAAGGAUACUGGCGAAGUUCAUCAAGCGACUUGGAAAGCAGCAGAGUAGAAGAAGACACAGUUAUGUUAACACCUUCCCGGAAGAGUUCCAUUGCGUCUUCAAUUACGAUGGAAGAGCCAGGGAAAAUUGAAGCGUUGUUAACUGAAAGAGCGAAAACACACGCAACGAAACCUUCGCAAAUCCCUAAGUUGGGUUGCAAGAAAACGGUAAGCGAGCCUCUUCCUUUUGUCAAAAUACGACCAUCCUUAAGAAGAACGCCCCAACCACAAUCCAAAUGUAGAAUUAAGCCACCCACUCCCCUAUCGCAACUUCUGUCUACCCAAAAACAGUCUUCUUAG
This is a messenger RNA of Huiozyma naganishii CBS 8797, 2151 nucleotides long. RefSeq names its product Kar9p (gene KAR9). NCBI's taxonomy places the organism in Eukaryota, Fungi, Ascomycota, Saccharomycetes, Saccharomycetales, Saccharomycetaceae. The record is from RefSeq and is a predicted model, not a curated record. Gene Ontology annotation, biological process: mitotic spindle orientation checkpoint signaling; nuclear migration along microtubule; establishment of spindle localization. Gene Ontology annotation, cellular component: cell cortex; spindle pole body; mating projection tip. The transcript has a single exon. Bases 1 to 2151 code for a protein of 716 amino acids.